Molecule: messenger RNA, 1284 nt
Organism: Juglans microcarpa x Juglans regia
Lineage: Eukaryota; Viridiplantae; Streptophyta; Magnoliopsida; Fagales; Juglandaceae
Product: F-box protein SKIP31
Exons: 9
Coding region: 176-1120 (314 amino acids)
Molecular function (GO): protein binding
Source: RefSeq, a predicted model, not a curated record
UCUCGUCUCGUCUCCUCUGCUUAUCCUCGUCUCCUCUGUUUUAGUUACAUCACCUUCUGUCAUAAGUCUAAAGCCGCCGCCGGCGAAGAUCUCCGGCCUGCACACUCAAAAGCGUCCGAUACCCUUAAACCGCUUGAGGUAGCCAUCCGAUCUGACCUCGAAGUUACCGGCUAGCAUGACGGUGUUGGACGAGGAAGAAGAGAGCCUGGCUCAUUUCCUCGAAUCGGAGGUCCUCUCCGAGGUCUCCGACCAGGAAGAUGCGAUAACAGAGGAAGAGCCCGAAGCAAAGAGAGUGCGUGUGAAUGAAAAUGAGAAGGCCGAAGGGUCUUCAUCAAACAACAACAGUAGCAUGCCAAAGAGGAUUGAGACGGGGUUUUUCAGCAAAAUCCCUUCUGAACUCUUUCCUCACAUCCUCAAAUUCCUCUCUUCCGAGGAUCUAUUUUCGUGCUCGCUCGUCUGUAGAUUCCUAAGCUAUGCGGCAUCUGAUGAGUUUCUAUGGCGUCGCUUAUACUGUAUGAGAUGGGGUUUUUUGCCCCCUACAAAAAAGUUACGUGAAUGUCCUUGGAAAACGCUUUACAUACAGCGUGAUGAAGAGGACAUGACUGAACUCGUUAGAAAUUGCCAGCCCGAGUUUAAAGAGUACUACAUUCAAAUGCAAGCGGCUAAGAGAAGCCAAGUGCCUCUUCCUUCACAGGUGAAUGAUGAUCGGAUAAUUCUUGACAAGACAGUUGCUGAUCAAGUGUCUAUGUGGAAAAGCAGUAGAGGCCUGACUGAUAAGGUGGUCACUGACCAUGCUUGUUCAGGAGAAACAUGUUCUUACUACCAUAUCGGAGACGUAUUUGUUUGUGAGAAGACUGGACACGUUCACGUUUGUGAUGAUACAUGCAGAGAAGUUGUUAUGGAUCCCAACAAUGAGCUUUUGGUGUGUACAAUAUCUGGACAUUGUUUUGAUAGGUUGAUUUCGACAGCGGAGAUGGAGCAAGAUGCAGAACAGCAACAAGGUGGCGUGACAGACGAAGCAGAACCGUUCAUGGGCUCCGGACGUUUUGCACGAGCUUAUUUAUUGGGAUAUAAUUGCGCUGAUGAAAAGGAGCUGAAAGCUGCUUUGAAGUUCUGCUGAACCCGGUACUGAUCUUGUUGCGGGUGGGGAUGCUUUUACUUGGCAUACUUAGAGAUUGCAGGAAAUGCCAAAACAUUUUACUAUUCGAAUGGUUGAUAGAUAGAGACAAUUAUGUUUAUGUAUUAAGUCAGUCAUUCUGCAAUGGUAGGUUAUAUUUCAGAAAA